AUGUCCGUCUCUGCAGAAUUAGCCAGGGUCCGUCUCGAGCCCAGGCGUGAUCAAGAUGAUAGGUCAGAUGACAGCAGUAUCGCUGAAAGUGAAGAUGAGAGUGUGCCAUCAGCGGAUGAUAACGAAGGAGAUUACGAUGUUGAUGCUAUCAAGUGGGCUAGAUACAAGACUCGAGAUGAUGCGGGCACGCGAUGGUAUUACGGUGUGAUUUGGAAUGGAUAUCUAAAGACUGGGUCUGAGACUGAGGAGCCUAUCUCCUCAUUUACCGUUACUCCAGGUCAACCAAAUCUUAUCCGAGAGUUCUGGCAAGCCAUCGGUAAAACGACUGGACGUGGAAGACGAGAACCGGAAGGUCGAAUGAAUGAGUUUUACGAGACUCCGCCUGAAUGUCUAAAGAGAUGGUUUCACGAGAACAGAACCAGGAAGAACGGUCUCAAUUACAAGAGGAAUUACGAGACGUACAAGCGUCGAAGAGCUAAGGAGUUGAAAAGGGAACAGUUGGAGAAAGAGGGUAAAGAGAUACCCAGCGAUCUGUGGACUAAGAAGGCGGAUUCAGAUUACUACCUCUUCAAGAGACAGUUAAGGGCAAGACGUCGUCAACAGCGGGCUACUGGAGCGGUCAAUGGAGAUCGACCUACCACCUCUGCUCGUAGUUCUCGCUCUAUCACUCCUGCAACCUCGCGAGCCUCUACCACUCGUCCGCGAACGGCUCCUUACCAUGCUACUGCUACUUCUACUGCCCCUGCCCCUGCUCCUCCAGCUACCACUUCCUCCGGUAACGCCGUCGUAUCUCUUGGCUCACCAGCAUCGGAAUUUGGAUCUGAAUUCAACUCUGAUCGCGAAGGUGUCGAAGAAGAGCUCCGAGCUGAGUCCUCAGACAACGAUGAUCAACCUCCUAAAGCUUCAUCGUCAAAAAGAAAAGCUCCUUUUGAGUCUCCAGUAGGCAGUACUUCCACUUCGCAAGCCAACCAUCAAGUGAAGAAAGCAAGGACGGAAGAAACAACUUCUCGACUUGCCAAGGUCGGCAAGAUUGCCAAACGAGUCUUAUCCCCUCCUCCAUCUGCUUCUGAGGUCACCUUCGGUGCUUUGCAAGAUGGUAUAUUCGAGUUGAACCCUGGUGCUUCUACUUCUUCAUCUGGACCUUCCUCCUCGACUGCGCCUGUCUCGGCCGUCCCAGCACCCAUGCCUACUAUUCAAGCGACUUCGGCUGUCGACUCACCUGCUCUGACAGCAAGAAGCAUCAACAAUCCAGCUUCGACCUCAUCUGCACCUAUUGCACCGCCCCCGCAACCCAUAAGCGCAAUAAAGGCUGCAUUAUUGCGACUUGAGGCUGAAAAAGCUGAAGUACCCAGGAAAGCCUCUAUGACCGCCUCUAUCGCUCAAGCCGUAUCUUCCAGUCCCAUUGUUCCUCAGGAGAAGCCUUCUUCGCCCACUCUUGAUCGGACCUCGGCUUCUGCACAAACCACACCUCCCCUCACAUCUGUCAAUCAACCCGCACCUGCACCCAAGUCAGCCGCAUUGCCUCACAAACCACUUACACCAUCGGCAAGUUCGUCGGGUCCGGUUCCAAAUUUCAAUCCUAAACCUGUUGCAGGAUCUUCCAAGGCUCGGCUACCUCUGCCUGAGAAACCCAAGUACGUCCAACCAAAGAAGAUUCAGGUGAUAGACGACGUAGUCGAUCCUCGAGCUGGCCGUCAGGCGAAAACGAAUGUCGAUGAUGGUGGCAGACAUCGACCGCCCCCGCUGAACAACACUGCGCCUCAACGUUCUUCUGCUUUCGUGCCUCGUACAGCUAAUCAGAAUCAGCAGAAUGCCAAUCAUCAAAACCAAUCCUUGAAUGGUGCCAGUGUCAGAUCACCAAUUGUCGAUCAAUCGCCCACGCUCUCGAACAUCACUCAAAGCGCUCUCCCCACCCCUGCUACAACACCCAUACAAGGCACUAAAGACUCAGCACCCAUCAAUUUCCCCCUCAAUCCCAUUGAUGGGCAAGGUGGCUUGGUUACGUUUUCACCUCAAUUGAUUUUACGUUCGCCCGGUAAAUUCGUUAACGUUAUGAAAUUCUGCAUGACAAAUCCUCACUGGGCUGCAUACUUCACACCAGCAGCCAUGGAGUUCAUCAACAGUGGUUGGUCGAAUCGCCAGUUAUGUCCAGAUGCUACUCAAGCUUUCUCAGUGCUCGUCCAAUUCCUCCCUCUCGAUGGCCUAUUGCGUGACCUUGCCGGAGCAGGUAUCACCUCAGGUGGAGGUCUUAGCAUCAGUUGCUGUCCACCCAACCCUUACCAAGCUGAUGACUGUAUCAAAUGGAAGACCUGGUUACACGAUGUAUGCGCUACUACCGAUUAUCAAGAACUUGUCACUCUCUGCGAGAAAUACAACCAGAAGCUCGGUCCGACUUUCCCAAUGGUCAUCAAAGAAGCAGAUUUGGGGAAGAUCGAAUUAUUGCAAAUUGACGAUAUGAAAAAUAUCAAAGCUCGACACCUUACGGAUCAUACACGAUUCGUCUAUGUCACUCCUGAAAGGAAACCCAGUCCAACGGAAGCAGUUGAGUAUAUAUCAGUCGACGAUUUCAUCAAUCUCUUAGCAAGUGGAGAUUAA
Kwoniella mangroviensis CBS 8507 is the source of this 2595-nucleotide messenger RNA. RefSeq lists its product as uncharacterized. Lineage: Eukaryota; Fungi; Basidiomycota; Tremellomycetes; Tremellales; Cryptococcaceae. The transcript has 10 exons. The coding region runs from base 1 to 2595 and encodes 864 amino acids. The record is from RefSeq and is a predicted model, not a curated record.